AUGAGCACGAACGCUUCCAUGGUGGUAACUGAAUUCGUUCUUGUAGGCUUCUCCUGCCUGGCGCACGUCCAGGGCUUGCUCUUCUCUCUCUUUCUCAUGGUCUACCUGCUCACCGUCACAGGCAACCUCCUCAUUGUGGCGCUGGUCUCAGGGGACCCUGCACUCCAGUCCCCCAUGUACUUCUUCCUCCGAAUCCUCUCCUCCUGGAGAUUAGGGACACAUCGGUCGGUGCCUAUGCUGCUUCACCACCUCCUCACUGGUCAGCGCCACAUCCCCCGCCGGGGCUGUGCCCUCCAGAUGUUCUUUUUCCUCUUUUUUGGUGCCACCGAGUGUUACCUCCUGGUGGUCAUGGCCUAUGACCUCUAUGCAGUCAUCUGCGAGCCCCUCUGCUACCCGCUGCUGCUGAGCCACCAGGUGUGUCUGCAGCUCGCAGGCUCAGCUUGUGCCUGUGGAGCCAUGGUGGGUCUUGGCCACACCUCCUUCAUCUUCUCCUUUCCCUUCUGUGGCCCCAACGCCAUCCCUCACUUCUUUUGUGAGAUCCAGCCUGUCCUGCAGCUGGUGUGUGGAGACACUUCACUCAAUGAAUUACAGAUUAUCCUGGCUGCUGCCCUCAUCAUCCUCUGCCCCUUUGGCCUCAUCUUGAGCUCCUAUGGGCGUAUCCUGGCUACUAUCUUAUGGAUCCCAUCUGCAGCUGGCCGCCACAAGGCCUUCUCCACUUGUUCCUCC
Molecule: messenger RNA, 726 nt
Organism: Marmota flaviventris (yellow-bellied marmot)
Lineage: Eukaryota; Metazoa; Chordata; Mammalia; Rodentia; Sciuridae
Source: RefSeq, a predicted model, not a curated record